Messenger RNA from Kwoniella botswanensis, 1155 nucleotides. RefSeq lists its product as uncharacterized. The transcript has 3 exons. NCBI's taxonomy places the organism in Eukaryota, Fungi, Basidiomycota, Tremellomycetes, Tremellales, Cryptococcaceae. The coding region runs from base 1 to 1155 and encodes 384 amino acids. The record is from RefSeq and is a predicted model, not a curated record.
AUGUUGUCCAGAUCUUACAAAGCCAUCGUCAUCGGUGCAGGACCCGGUGGUCUAGCAGUGAUGAAAUCGUUACUUGAUGUGGGACUGAGCAAGAUAUGCUGGAUCGAUAAGUCUUUUAAGGGUGGGAGGUUGAACGAACUGUAUAGGGAGAUAUCAUCGAACACAAAAGUAGGUAUAUAUCUCGAUGCGGUGGAGUCAUCAGCGACAUGUCGACGAAUCAUCGAUUCUACAUCCAAGUCAAAUGUCAUGGCGGAGUUGGAGCAGAUAGAUAGAGAUGAGACUUGUCAGUUGAGCCUGGCAGGAGAUAUGAUUGAGAUGCUCGAAGAGGGUAUAACGAAGAAUGAAGGAGUGGAAAAGAUAAAAGGGGAAGUUGAGGAAGUUCAGCUGAAGGGCUCAACGUGGUUUGUAGGCUUUCACAACCAUCCUUCACCUCUGACCACCUCUCGUCUAUUUCUCUGUACAGGCUCUCAACCCAUGACACCAUCUUUUCAUCUCCCUUACAACUCCAACCUCAAAAUACUAGAUCUAGAUAGAUGUAUGGUCAAAUCGACUCUUCCAGCUUUAUUCCCGAAGGACAAGAAGAGCAUAGUAGGUGUGAUAGGUAAUUCCCAUUCGGGCGUAUUGGUCUGUCGUAACUUGUUUGAAAUCCAUCAAGAGAAACAAAGGGAAUUGAAAAUAUUGAAUUUCGCAAGGAGUAAGAUAAGAUAUGCGAUUUAUAAAGAUGAUGGUGGGAUUGUAUUCGAUAAUGCUGGAUUGAAAGGUGAUACAGCCGAAUGGUCAAAGGAACAUAUGGAUAAUCCUACUGAAGAUGUUCAAGAGGUUCUUGAACAGAUCGACAUCAGCUCCAAUGAAGAGGAAGUAUAUCAAGAUCGGCUGAAGGAGUGUACGCAUUUGAUAUAUGCAAUAGGAUAUCAGCCGAAUCCAUAUCCCAAGAUGGUCAUUGAUGGGAAAGAAAUCAAUCAGGAUGAAUUGAUAUUUGAUCAAGAUACAUCGGAGUUCAGGAUAGAUGGGAAAAAGGUCAAUGGGUUAUAUGGAUUGGGGAUAGCUCAUCCGGAGAAAUCGCAGGACCCCGAAGGACAUGUGGAGAAUAACGUGGGGUUAGCAAAGUUCUUCAAGUUUGCUGAGAAGAAUCAAGAGCUCUGGAAGGAGGGGUAA